AUGCAGCUCCACCCCCUGCAGCUCCACCUCCUGCAGCUCCACCCCCUGCAGCUCCACUCCCCUGCAGCUCCACCACCCUACAGCUCCACCACCCUGCAGCUCCACCACCCUGCAGCUCUACCACCUUGCAGCUCCACCACCUUGCAGCUCCACCACCCUACAGCUCCACCACCCUGCAGCUCCACUCCCCUGCAGCUCCACCCCCUGCAGCUCCACCACCCUGCAGCUCCACCCCCUGCAGCUCCACCACCCUACAGCUCCACCACCCUGCAGCUCCACCACCCUACAGCUCCACCACCCUGCAGCUCCACCACCCUACAGCUCCACCACCCUGCAGCUCCACCACCCUGCAGCUCCACCACCCUGCAGCUCCACCACCCUGCAGCUCCACCACCCUGCAGCUCCACCACCCUAUAG
Molecule: messenger RNA, 417 nt
Organism: Mus pahari (shrew mouse)
Lineage: Eukaryota; Metazoa; Chordata; Mammalia; Rodentia; Muridae
Product: cornifin-B-like
Exons: 1
Coding region: 1-417 (138 amino acids)
Source: RefSeq, a predicted model, not a curated record